Molecule: messenger RNA, 1556 nt
Organism: Scophthalmus maximus (turbot)
Lineage: Eukaryota; Metazoa; Chordata; Actinopteri; Pleuronectiformes; Scophthalmidae
Product: troponin I, fast skeletal muscle
Exons: 7
Coding region: 165-701 (178 amino acids)
Biological process (GO): muscle contraction
Cellular component (GO): troponin complex
Source: RefSeq, a predicted model, not a curated record
AGAAAAUCUUCUUCCAUAAAGAGAAAGAUGGGGUUUCCUUUGCAUUUGGGGAAUGCAAUAUAUACCAUCUUAUAAUUCCAAAACCAAGCUGCUACCCACCCAUCUGUUGCUGGGCUCUGUUUCCAUCUUCAGCCAAAAGGGUUUGAAGCCAAACAAACACCAACAUGGCAGAUAAAAAGAUGUCUUCAAGUCGCAAGCAUCAUAUAAAGAGUUUGAUGCUCUCCAUCGCUAAAGGUUUGCUGGAGGAGGAGGAGAGGGAGCGAGAGGAGGAGAGGGGGAGGUACAUGGCUGAGAACUGCCCAUCUCUGUCCAUGCCUCGGAACAUGCAGGAGCUGCAGGAGCUGUGCAGGGAGAUCCACCACAAAAUUGACGUGAUCGAUGAAGAGAGAUAUGACCUGGAAAUGAAAGUCAACAAGGCCAACAAGGAGAUCGACGACCUGAAGAUCAAAGUUCAGGAUCUGAUGGGCAAAUUCAAGAAGCCCGUCCUGAGGAAAGUGCGUAUGUCUGCUGAUGCCAUGCUGAAGGCUCUGCUGGGCUCCAAACAUACAGUCAACAUGGACCUGAGGGCCAACCUGAAGCAGGUCAAGAAAGAGGUGAAAGAGGAGGACAAAGAACUGCGUGACGUUGGGGACUGGCGUAAAAACAUCGAAGACAAAUCUGGUAUGGAUGGCAGAAAGAAGAUGUUUGAGGCCGAGGCUUAACAAACCUGCAGUUUUUAUAGUUUCUGUCUUUCAUUGACUGCACUGGGUCAAGCUACCAGUCAGACAGCACAAAUGCUUUUUUGAAACAAUAUAUAUGCUGUGAAAAGUAACUAAAAGUAAAUAAAAAAGCAACACCUACUCAAGGAGCUUUUUCCUUAUUUUUCACACGUUUGUGGUUCACAUACUGUAUCAAAACAUACAACUGCAAUACCACCAGGUAUCAAAAAAUUAACAUUAUAUUUUUUUACAAAGUUUUAGAGAGAGUCUGACCUUUUCCCAUUUUAAUUACUCAUGGUCGAAAUGAAAAUGUUUUAAUCCAAGUCAUGCAUUUCAGGAGUGGUCAGUUUCUUUACCUGGAAAAAAACAUAUUGAUACUAGUAAAAUAAGCUAAAUGCAUUGGAAUAGUGAUUAAUAAUUAUAUUGAUGGGACCAGUUACGAAUUCAUGUGUAACUGUAAAGGAAUAAUGACAAGCAUUGAAGGGGCAACUCAUACCAUGUGCACGCUGUGUAUAUACCCCAAUUCGUGAAUGCUAACAUUAAAAAAAAUUGUAAUAAUGUAAUUGCAUAAUGACAUCAUCCUAACUAAUCGUCUAAUAUUCCUGUUGGGGGAAUUUUGGGUGUUAGGAUAGCAAAUUGGAUAGCAGAAAUAAAAGCCAUUAGAAAUUUAUGAAAUAUAACAUACAUAAAAUAAUUUAUUUUUGUUCCUUGGAAUUACUUCCUUGGUUUUUCAGACUGUGUAUGUGAUCUAAUACUCAUCCUUCUUCUCUUCAGUUGGAAUCGGACCUUUGCAUUUCACAUCAACUGUUUUGAUCGCUCCUCUGUGGAUCAUUAUAACAAUAAAAUCACUCCAACACA